This is a messenger RNA of Cydia pomonella (codling moth), 942 nucleotides long. RefSeq names its product gastrula zinc finger protein XlCGF64.1-like. Gene Ontology annotation, cellular component: nucleus. The coding region runs from base 12 to 899 and encodes 295 amino acids. Gene Ontology annotation, biological process: regulation of transcription by RNA polymerase II. Gene Ontology annotation, molecular function: DNA-binding transcription activator activity, RNA polymerase II-specific; RNA polymerase II cis-regulatory region sequence-specific DNA binding. The record is from RefSeq and is a predicted model, not a curated record. NCBI's taxonomy places the organism in Eukaryota, Metazoa, Arthropoda, Insecta, Lepidoptera, Tortricidae. The transcript is spliced from 7 exons.
ACUACGACAGGAUGCUACGGAAGCAGCACACACAGUCACACCUGCUCGAGUACCACAGACAUAAGUACCAGUGUCUGGGCUGCAGCUGGUCGGAGGCUUUCUUUUGGAACAAAAAGGAUUAUUCGUACCACUGGAAGACGGUGCACGCGACGCUCGAGUGCGACAUCUGCCGGCGGACCAGGCGCAACACACACGACAUGGAGCGACACAUGCGAGCCAGUCACCUGCCAAUAAAAUGCCCGCAGUGUCCGCGCGUGUACUCCAAGUGGAAGUACUACCGCCAGCACCAGAAGAUGGCGCACCCGGUGCUGGCGCUGGAGCCGCCGGAGUCCAGGUACUGCGUCGAGUGUGACAUGCAGUUCCCCUCCAUCAUGGCCUAUAAGAUGCACGUCAUGAACCAGCACCGCAGCACGCCCAAGAAAAGAUGGCCGUGCCCGGCGUGCAACAAAACAUUGAACAACAAGGACACCAUGAAGAAACACUACGCCCUGUUCCAUAGCGACAAGACCAGCUAUCAGUGCCCGCACUGCGGCAAGUACCUGUCUUCGAAGUGCUCACUCCAGCACCACCUCAACUCUCACCUCAACAUCAAGCUCCCCAAGGACAAGCUGUGCUCCAUCUGCGGCCGCGGUUUCUCGGUAACCACAUGUUGCCUUUAUCAUUUACUUCAUAAGUUGCCCCCUCAACACACAAGGCGAGCACCUCAAUAUCAAGCUCCCCAAGGACAAGCUGUGCUGCAUCUGCGGCCGUGGUUUCUUGACAAAGCGCAUGCUCCGGUUCCACACGUACACACACACGGGCGAGCGGCCGUACGCGUGCGCGCACUGCCCCGCCGCCUUCACGCAGCCCAACCCGCUGCGCGUGCACUCGCGGAAACUGCACCCGCAUCUGCCGCUUAGCGUGCAGCCGCAGAAAGUUCAGCAAUAAAUUAUUUAAAAAAAA